UGGUCGCCUGGGCGUGGGUGCCUGUGGCCCAGGCAGAGCUCCGGCUGCUGUGCGCUGGCGGAGGUGUGGUCCGUGGCGGGGAUGGGGAUCACGGUGGACGUGCACCAGGUGUACAAGUACCCCUUCGAGCAGGUGGUCGCCAGCUUCCUCCGAAAGUAUCCAAACCCCAUGGAUAAAAAUGUCAUCUCUGUAAAAAUCGUGGAGGAAAAAAUAGAUGAAUCAACAGGAAUCAUCUAUAGAAAGAGGAUUGCAAUCUGCCAGAAUGUGAUUCCAGAAAUUUUAAGAAAGGUGAGCAUUUUAAAGGUCCCUAGUAUCCAGUUAGAAGAGGAAUCGUGGCUCAACCCUCAGGGAAGAAACAUGGCUAUUCAGAGUCACUGCCUUACGUGGACACAGUAUGCAUCCAUGAAGGAGGAGUCUGUCUUCCGGGAAAGUGUGGAAAAUCCAAAUUGGACAGAAUUCAUUCAGAGAGGCAGGAUUUCAAUCACAGGGGCUGGAUUUCUCAACUGUAUUUUGGAAACUUUUGCUGGCACAUUCUUAAGACAGGGGGCACAGAAGGGAAUUAGAAUAAUGGAGAUGCUGCUAAAGGAACAGUGUGGUGCCCCCUUAGCUGAAUAAGGAAUCAUCAGGGAGCCGUGUCCAAGUGGGCUUCUUUCCAAUAAUAACUUCUUGGCCACAACACAUCGUAGGCACAGUUCCUGGAAUACAGGUUUGAGGAUACAGUAUU
Molecule: messenger RNA, 724 nt
Organism: Urocitellus parryii (Arctic ground squirrel)
Lineage: Eukaryota; Metazoa; Chordata; Mammalia; Rodentia; Sciuridae
Gene: Prelid2
Product: PRELI domain containing 2
Cellular component (GO): mitochondrial intermembrane space
Source: RefSeq, a predicted model, not a curated record